Messenger RNA from Larimichthys crocea (large yellow croaker), 1124 nucleotides. RefSeq names its product transmembrane p24 trafficking protein 1a (gene tmed1a). NCBI's taxonomy places the organism in Eukaryota, Metazoa, Chordata, Actinopteri, Sciaenidae. The record is from RefSeq and is a predicted model, not a curated record. The coding region runs from base 185 to 880 and encodes 231 amino acids. The transcript has 4 exons.
AGUGCUAUUGGUGCACAGAGACGGCUGAUCCACUCAUUCAACCUUGAUCGAGGAACCUACUGUCAGGGGAUUUUAUAACCACUGGAGCAUUAGAGUAGGAAACCACAGAUAUGUAGUAAAAUUUGUUUAUUGUCACGUGUAGAACAAAGUUGCUCCAGGUUGGUGAAGGGGUAUUAAAUGGACUAUGCACCACCAGCCCAGGAUGAUGUAUGUGUCUGCAGGGCUCUGUUUGCUGGCAUGUUUGAUUCUGACUGUAGACUUGACUUUGGGUUUGAGACCAAACAAAAACAUUGCAUUUACAUUCAUAUUACCUGCUGGUACGACAGAGUGUUUUUACCAAACCACAGUGAGAGAAGACAGCAUGGAAGUUGACUACCAGGUGAUAGCUGGGUCAGGUCUGGAUGUUGGCUUUGUCCUCAUCUCACCCAGCGGAUACCGACUGAUCUCUGACUUCAGGAGAUCUGAUGGCAUUCACAUGGUGGAUCCCACAGAGGAUGGGGACUACCGGCUGUGUUUCGACAACAGUUUCAGUAAACUAUCAGAGAAGAUGGUGUUCUUUGAGGUGAUCAUUAAUAGUCAAAGCAGCAUAGGUGGAGCCCAAGAUGAGUGGGUGGACAUGACUAUGAUGGAAAGCACGGGGUACAAACUGGAGGACAUCAGGGCUAAGAUAGACACUGUGUACCAGCACCUAGAGAGGACCCGCCAGAUCCAGACUCUGCUGCGGACCUUUGAGGCGAGGGACCGCUACCUUCUGGAGGAUAACCUGUGGCGGGUGUCCUUCUGGUCCUGCGUAAACCUGCUUGUCAUGCUUGCUGUUGCUGUCACUCAAAUCUACACCCUGCAACGCCUCUUUGAUAACACCAAGCGGGUCUGCACGUAGCCACAACAAACUGUUUCGUUGACCUCCAAUCCAAGAGAGCAGAAGAACCCGAUAGAAAGAUUGACCCAACACCUUUUGACUGAUGUGCCUUGUGAGCUGAAUUUUAGUGUUUUUUUGGUGUUCAUCAUGCACUGGGAACUUUUUUUUAUUGCUUCCAAAAAGAGCUUGUUGUUGUAUGAAUUCCAGACACAUCAACAGCUGAAAAUCAGAUUUAGUACUGCAAUAUGCAUACAAACACACACAC